AAACAGAGCACGUUCUCUGAGGAAAAAAGUAUCGAAAAUCUGAAAUCGCCUAGAUGUUUACUUAUUUCUCGUCGUACCACGUAGUCCAUUUUCACUGAAAAUUUCAACAUGAUGCAGCACAGGUGGGUCUUCGUGCUAACCAUUUGCUCGUCAGUUUUUCGCUUUGCUGACUCCGCUAUCGGACAAGAAGGUGUUACGAAUGCGGACGAGGCAAAGGUGGUCGGGCGAGCGGAAGCGACCAUAUCCGCAGCAAGCAGCUCAGCAUCUGCUCUACUUAGCGAAGAAAAGGACCUCGACAUCGAGCAAAGCUCACGAGUAACAAGCACAUCACUGGAGUCAAUUAUACCUCGAGAUAAGACUACGGAUGAAGCUCCUGAAGAACAAGAUGGAACUACGAGCAAGACGACCAGCAAUGUCGUAAGUCUAAGAGAACCCGUUCUCACCUUCUUACGAUCGUUAGCAACACCUGACAGUUCACUACCAUGGGUCGCGAAGCUGUGGCAUGGUGGAGAAAGCCACUAUCCAACUCUCGAAGAAGGGACCGCCAUACUGGACGAAUGGUUGCUGGCGUAUUCAAACUGCUUUCACUUAUGGAGAAGACUCAGAGUAGUACUAGUAGAUUGGGAAUGUCGUCGAAAUUUUUUCAGGAAGAUUCAGAUCAUUGUUCAACAGCUUAUUUCUUGUACUUCUGAACUACACCUGCUAGAGGAUCAUCCACCAGGAAGUGGCCAAAAAAAUGAUAACAAAACGAGGUUGUUGAAUAUGAUCAUGCUCGAUGCAAGAUCAUGAAAGGCAAUUCUGCUGGUCAUCGCCUCUAUCUCUAAGACCCAAAGAAAAGGUCGGCACUUCUCUACAAGGUCGCGAGAUAAAUGCAUACAUUGUAGGCUGUAAAUACGUCGCUCCGAUUAAAAAGGACAGGAGACUACGUGUAAAUGAGGAAUCCAAUGAACCCGAAGAUCUACUCCAGAUUUUAGAAUUGGAAACCGAGGAGGAAGAUGAUUCGGAAGCCUCUACUAGAGUCGAGGCAGGUCAAAGCUUAGCAGGUGGUCACACUACAAACGCAUACGCAGCUGCUGGAAAGGAACUAGAAGUAGUACUUCCAUCAAAUGUUGAACUACCAGCUGCAUCUACUGUUUCUCAAGACCUCUCUCCGGAAGAACCACGCCAGCUUGACGACCAGGAGGAAGCUGUUUCUCAAGAUCUCCCGCCAGGUCAACCACGCCAGCUUGACGACCAGGAAGUGCCAAAGUUUUUGCUGACAGGGCUGACGCAUAGUCGCGAACCAGCGGGGUUAGUUGUGGUCCUUUACUUCGUCGGGCAAUUGCUGUCGAGACAAGGCCAAGACCCUGACUCGGAUUUCAUACUGAAUGAAAGACUCAUCUACGCCAUACCAUACGUCAACCCCGAUGGGUAAGUCCAUAGUCUACAGCAAUGUGUUUUUUUCUCAAUAUUGAUAUUCCGUUCCACUCUCGUCGACAUCUUCUCUACCGCUACGAUAGAACAAUAAGCUCAAAAGGAGGAGCGCAUUUUAUUUCCAUCUCCUCCAGUUCCAUCUCCUCCAUUUCCAGUUUGAUGUGCACUUAGACUUAAUACACCUCCUAUACCUAUUUUUCGACCCCCGCUCCACCAGGUACGUCUUCAAUUUCCACAGUCGCACCAAGAUGAAGCGCAAAAAUAUGCGGGCAACGUGUCAGCAUCGACCUGAGGAUGGAGGCGUAGAUUUGAACAGGAAUUUUCCCACUCACUGGAAACCAAUACGGAAUAAGUGCUCAGAAGAAUACGGUGGAACGGAACCGUUUUCAGAACCCGAAACCCAGGCAUUAAGAGAUCUGAUUGGGCGAAUCAAGUUCUCAGUAGCGAGUAACAUUCACGGCUAUGGGUCCAUGCUCACACAUCCCUACAACUACAAGCGAACGAACACAUUGCCGCAAGACGACAAGCUGAUAUACACAGAGAUUAUUACGGCAACAUUGCGACGUCUUUCUCUGUCAACUACUACUUCAAUUACAACAUGCUUUUCGCCCGUCAUCUUCUUCUUCUUCUUGUUCAGUUCUCAGUGUACUGCCAUGUGAAAAGGCUCGGAUCGAUGAAGAUGGCACAGCCGCUCUAUAUAAACUACCACUCCUUCCACCAUUUCUUCCAUACCAUCUCUUCCUCUUUUCAUACUCCACCGCAUCUUCAAGUAUGCCAAGUUUGGUACUGCACAGCAAACGGUGGGCUACACAGCUUUUGGGGAGUCUGACGAUUGGAUGUAUGAUCAGGGCAUCAUAGCCAUGUCUCCGGAAGUUGGCCACGAGGAAGAUGGCUUCUGGCCUCGACAGGGGAAGAUUAUGUUAUGGCAGAGGAGGCUUUUUUGAUUGCUCCUUAAGAUGCCGUUGCUUCUCGUUGCAGUUUUAAUGUAGAUGUCGAUCAUGAACUAGUUGUCAAAGUUCUUGCUCCCGUUUCAUGAUCAUGCUUGUGCUGGAGCUGGACGUCAUCCUCUAAUCCUAGGUAUAGCAGAGCGAAACUACAUUCGCAUGCGCUACCUCGCUCUCAAAACAGGUUGCGAGAUCGAACUGGAUUACUCCACCGACGGCGUUUUGCGCAUUCACAAUAGAGGCUUGGCGCCAUGCUUUUCGCCCACAGUAGCAUUCAGUAUCGAAAACCACCGAGGCGGAGCUGGAGGGACUUUGUCGAACUCUGGUGGUGGUGGUGCAAGUACGAGUAGUAGUGAAAAAGCCAAAUUGGAUGACAUUUUCAAUACGAUGGAGAAGGCUAAUGCAGCAGUGACAGGAAUAAGUGCAGCAGAAGCAGCAACGAGCGGUGCACUGUUUUUAAGACCAUGGAUAUCGUAAUUGCGUUUGCGACCAAAAGGUCUGAGUCUUCAUACUUUUUAGUUGCCACGAAUAGCAAUUUUUUUAUCUUCUAAUUUUCAUUGGCCCAGGCAACGAGAAUGUGGUUCGUGACAGCUUUACCGGGGGAAAGACGGUCAUUUUUACCUUGAAGGGAGAAAUUGCACGACGCAAGUCUGUUGACGUCCGUCUUAUGGCCCCACUGCCAAAAGUGAGUCCGGCGCUUGUGGUUUCAUGGUACGUCUCUUUCCAUGUGAUUAGCCUAAGCCUCUUGUCGUUGUGCUUGUGCUUUCUACAGUAGCUAGAACACCAUGUGCAUCCUUUUCAACAGCUACAAGCACUUUAUCUCUUCCUACUGAAGAUGAUAUCAAUCUUCGUGAUCUCCAGGUGUUCCCUCAGCAGCCGCAGUCUAGUGGAGAUGUGUCAGUGUCGACAGAAUGAAGUUGUACCUAGCAAGCUCAAGGAAUCAAGUUUCGAAAGCCCAAAAAAACACAACCUCUGCAACGCGGCAGGCAUCAAGAGGAAGCAGACCAUCAUGGCCGAAUUGCAGCAGUCGACAGCCUUCGCCAAAGUUGGUGCGGUUCAACCACUCCAGUGGACGAAGGAUUUGCUGGCCAGCAAGAAUGAUGCGAAAAUAAUAGGCUCAACAGCACCACCAGCACCUCCGACAACUACGACUCUGACUAGCAGUCCUUCGACACAAGAGACGAAGAAGAGUGGUCCACCCACAUCCCCAACAUCCAAUACGGGCGUCCUUCCAGGACAUCAAAAUAAGCAUGGCGGCUACUUCAUCACAAUAGGCCAUAGGAAAUUGCCGGGGGAUCUGGUGCAGACAGUGGGACUAUUGUCUCUGUUGGCGUUGAUUCUAGUGAUUUGCAAUAUCCAGAUGAUGUUCCGAAGAUAUUUCGCCAGCAGACGAGAUGGUGCGCGACAAUUUUCCGGAGUGGAGAACGACGACGGAGGCGGAUUCGAUGGGGGUUUAUCUGGUAUGGAAUGGAGGCAGUACUAUGUAUAUUGCUUAAUGAUAGUGUGAAGAAUCGCAAGUAGUCACUAUUUCACUUUCACAGCAUCAGUAUAAUUGUUCACAAAUAUUGUUCGCUUGAGAUUUUUUUACCCCCACCUAAAUUCUCUUAUAUUCACCAUCAUCAUCUUCAUCAUCAUCAUCAUCAUCAUCAUCAUCAUCAUCAUCAUGUUUGACCUUGACUUGUUUGAUCCUGCAUUAAUAUUCGCAACGCUGCGACGAUAAGGGGAGGUAGAACGCCUGUUGCUGUUGGAGUGCCUGCAUUAAGCGGUGGCGAUUCCAGUGGUGCAGAGGGGUAUGUUGACCUGGGAGGUGGUGGAAUCAAAAUGGGAAGAAGUGGCGGUCGUGGUCAGGUCGUUGAUGACGAUACCUUCGCUAUUGAAGAUGAACCUGACACGACUGUUGUUGGUGUUGUGGUCAAGAAAUGAUCUCGUUUGAUUUGCGCAAGAAUCUUCAGCAUGAUGAACAUAACACUUACUAUGAAUGAAGACCAUGUUCUUCCAUACUAGUUGCACCUUUCUUUUUUUGAGUCAUGUCGCGCAAGUUAGGAACUACUUACUUUCCUUGAUGCUUUCUGAUGACAAUGUGCAGCGCUGAAAAACAAGACCCAAAAGUGUUGAAAAGAUUGCAGACAAAUCCUGUUCGUGCGCUCGAGAAGAU
Messenger RNA from Amoebophrya sp. A25, 4512 nucleotides. NCBI's taxonomy places the organism in Eukaryota, Dinophyceae, Syndiniales, Amoebophryaceae. The record is from the annotation of a GenBank genome assembly.